Pelobates cultripes (western spadefoot toad) is the source of this 22148-nucleotide messenger RNA. The record is from the annotation of a GenBank genome assembly. NCBI's taxonomy places the organism in Eukaryota, Metazoa, Chordata, Amphibia, Anura, Pelobatidae.
GUUAUUCCCUCCCAAGUCACACACUCCCACACACACAGCUUCCUCCUGGGGAUUUAACAGCUCACACUGCAGGAUACAUUGUAUAUAUUACACACACACACACACAGCCUAUAUUACACACAUUGAUAUUGUAUAUUAAAUAUACAGCCCAUAUUACACUCAGUACACAUAGUGUAUACACAGUCCAUAUUACACCCAGUACACACAGUGUACACAGUCCAUAUUACACCCAGUACACACAGUCCAUAUUCCAGAUUUGUUUCUGAUGGAGUCUGGAGAGGUUCGCUAUUGCUCCAGGUUUCCUUACCUGUUCCUGAAAUUCACUCUCAUCAUAUACAGCACCAUCUUCUGGGUGAGUACACAUUGGGGGUUCUGUGGGGUACGCUGUGUUCUGUGCAUAUUGUGGGGUACGACAUAUUCCAGGCAUAUUGUGGGACGCACCGUAUUCUGGGCAUAUUGUGGGAUACACCGUAUUCUGGUCAUAUGGUGGGGUAUUAAUAAUAAUAAUAAUAAUAAUAUUAUUAUUUAUAUGGCACCAGCAAAUUCUGCAGCGCUGUACAAUGGGGUACACUGUAUUCUGUUGGGCACAGUGUGCAUAUUGUGGGGUACACUAUAUGUAAUGUGGGGUAAACCAUUUUCAGUGAGACAAAAUACGCAUAAUGUUGGGUACGUUUUGGUAUGUUGAAAGGGAUGUGAUAAUGUUGUGUGGGUUCUAGGUACUUUCUGAUUCAUAAAACCCUGUUUGUGGGUUUGAAUGUAAUGUCUUAUAGUGCGUUCUCUCAUUUGUAAAAUAUGAAAAGUAGUUGAUUGAUGGAAUGUCUUCCCUGUAGAGAUGGUAGCAACAAAUAAGGGCUCCAAUGUCUCUGAAAGGUCCGUGUGUGUCAUUUUCUAACAAAUCUAUAGAAAGUAUGCAAAAUAUGAUAUCUUCCGAAAGAGCCAGAAAUACCAGUAAAACGGGCUGAGCCAGUCACCAAAUUCUAACCGGCUUCAUUUCUUACAUCAUGUUAUCUCCUACCAACCCUGCUGGAGGGCUGUGCUAUGAAUCCACUGUUUUUUCCAUCAUGUCAAUCCCUGUUACAGUAAAGGUUUGUUUUUCCAUGUCACCCCUUAUCAUCACCUCGCUUAGGUGUGUCUUAUCAGUUGUGUAUUUAUUAUAGCUUUUUGUAGUACAAACACGAACCUUCCCUUAUAUAAUCCAGCAACCUGUUUGAUAAAACCUGCUUGUAGAGAGAGGAGCUAUGUUUGGUUUAACAUCAGACAUUGCAAUGUUUUAACCCUUCACAUUGAGCACUGUGUCCUAGACUUGCAGGCUUCUUUUGGGCCAAACUGCAGUACAUCCAAAUUUGGCUGAAUCAGGUGAUCAGUUAAAGGGACACUGUAAGCACCCAGAAUACUCAGCCUGAUUGAAGUGGUCUGGGUGCAGCGUCCCAUCAUCCUUAACCCUGAGCAUAAACUGCAAUAAUUACCUGCUAGGGUUAACUCCUCCUCUAGUGGCUAUCUACCAGACAGCCAUUAGAAGGACUUCCGGAUUAUUAGCCAACUUUUAUUCGCCUAAAUGAUGGUGGACGUCCUCAUGCUAUGCAUAGGAAAGCAUUGUAUGGUGAAAUCUUAAUGCGAGUUUGCCAUUGCCACGCAUGCAUAUUAGGUCUCCCCCGGGGGGUGGGGGGGCUUGUUUUUCUGGCACUUUAGUUUCCCAAACUCUGAGCCCAAAUUUACCAGAAUCAUGAACCAACAGAACUGUGCAUCCUGAACAUGUUAAGGGGGUCACGAUUCAGAGUUACGCCUGUAGAGCCAAAAAAAAGAGAUGAUUGAUGGCAUAGCGGCAGAAAUAGUGAUUUUCUUCACAGAUCAAAUGAGAAGAAUAAAGUGGGGGGGGGGAAAUGAAACCGUAAUAUAUAUAGAUAGAGAUUUUUUUACUACUCUAACUCCUUUUUUCCCCUCUGUUGGUUUGGUUUUCUCACUCGAUUUGUGACCCAAAUGGUGGGAAAAUGCUCCUAUCGGUGUACAGCAGAAACUUUAUAUUGUGUUCAGUUUGCAGCACCACUGGCCAAUUUUUGCACCUUUUCUAUUCUCCAGAUUCAGUUUCUGAUUCUAAAUCUCAGUUACCAAAUUCUGCAGAGCCGAACAAACAAUUGGCUAAAAUUCUGGUGUUCUGAAAAUUUUUCAGUUUCCGGGGGAAAAAAGGUUUGUCUUUCCAUUCAAAAAAUAUUUUUUUUUUUUGUCGUAAACAAGACUGGGGGAGGGCACAGUCAGGAAAUGUCCUAUCUGUACAGAACCAUCACAACAUGAUCAAGUAGGCUCGGGAUAACCUACUGUGAUAAUGUAAAGAUCAAGGACUCCCUCACAGCCCUCCCUGAGGGGCUGAACAGGUCCUGGCAUGUGAGGGACCCAGUGAAAUUCCUGGAGGGUGAGGGGACAGGUAGCAGUAAAACAGGAGGUUUAUAAUCAAUAUCUUAAUGUGUGAUAGUGUAUUACAGUAUGCAUACCGGAUAUGUCGCCCCGCAGUGUGGAAUUCUGUAUGGCACGUGGCCCACUGUUCUGAAAGGAUGGACAGCCACAUUAUAAAGGAACAGCUCCUGCCAGUAAUGUCCCAUCUCAACUGGUGGUAGGAAGGAGUCAGCCCUGGGCCUUCCAUCCUGCGUGUCUGUCCACUCCUCUGUCCGUGAGAGGCACCAUCACCCUAUGACAGGUAGAGACCCGUCUUGUGCUCUUCAGAAAUGGUUUUCUCCUAUUUGGAGGUAUUUUCUGACAGUCUAGGAGUUUGUGUUUGCGUUUGUCUGGCCAGCUUGUGUGUUUGGUUAUUACUAAAUAAACAGUAACCGCACUCCUCCAACUGAGCUAAAUGGGUGCAAAACCAAACUAGGGACCAGCACUACCUCCGUGCAUUAGGCAGCCUAAAAAAAGGAAAAAGGUUUGGGCACACCAGAGCUCAUAAACAGGCACAUUUAUUGGGACAAAAUAUACUGCACAAUGAUUGAACCCAGCAGUGGGUCUGUGGCAAAGAUCUACAUCUUGGUUGAAACGUUGCUCUGUACAUUUUGUCCAAAUAAAUGUGCCUGUUUAUGAGCUGUGGUGUGCUGCACUUUUAGUUCUGACCAGCCUAGGUGUUUGGUUGUGUCUGGUCCUGCCAGCCUGGGUGGUUGCCUUUUCCAAUAUGGGUGUUUGAUCAUUGCCUAAUCACCGCUAUCUUAGUCGUUGGCAUAUCCAUGCCUAGCUUGCGCAAGAAGCUGGCUGUCGCCGCGGCCAGGCCUGCGCGAGAAGCUAGCUGUUGCCCCCAUAAGGCCUGCUCAGUCACUGUUUGUUGCAGUGUGUUCAGUACAGGCUGUUUGUUCCAGAAUUCUGGGUGUUUGCUCGUUCUUGGUCGGGCUGUCACCUGUAGCAAUCAGUUCAGUUCCUGGGGACGGAAGGUGUGGUCCUUUCUAUUACAAAGGGCCAUACCUGGGAGCAUGCUAAAUGAGCCUUGCCCCAGACGCUUCAAUGCUUUAACCCUUUAAUUGCUCCAUGACUGAGCGUUUUUGCUGUAACUCAAAAUACAAACUAUACUAAUGCCAGCCUCAUGUACAGUCUAACAUUAAUCAGACACAGAGGAGUGCAGUUAGGAAGGUUUAUCAGUAUAUAAUGAGGGCGUUUCAGCUCUUCCGUAGAAUUCAUCCUGUGCGCUGUAGCUCGUUCAAUGUGUCUUGUAAUGCUUAAACAGGAACUGUCACUUGUCUGGAAUUACCAUCAUUGAUUUAAACAUUCAAAAAAUAACUUGUAUCAACCUUCUUCAGGAUCAAACGUUUUUAUUUAAAAUGAAUAUUGGCAAAUAUUAAAAUCAUAAUGCAAUUCAGAAAAGGCACAGGCAAGGCCCACAAUGCAAAUGAAGAGAAGAAAUGGAACAUUGUUUCGUUUCUCCUUCUCUCUGUAUGCUCUUUCUCUGUAGGCGGAGUGCUAGGUGCAAUGGGCGGAGUUUAUAACAAUGAUUGACAGGGAGCGAAGGUGGAGGUGCCCAGUUACAGGAUAAAGAGGUAUGGGUUUCUAGAUUUAAUUUACUUUUCCGUGCCUUACCCCAUAAAUAUUAGUUAAAUAUAGAGGUAAGUAAACCAUAUUAAAAAUCCUUGCAUAAACUGCACACAAGUGGAUGUACGAGGGAGCUCUGUAGAAAGGGGUCUGCCGCCCACCAGGAACAAUAAAAUCUAGAAAUCCAAAGGCGGCAUAACGUGGGGUGAAAGGAAGAAACUAGUGUUUAUUGUGGAUUAAUUAAGACGAACAGGACACAAUGGUUUGGCUGUGAGGAUUUAUGGUACAUGAUUAAAGGGACACUAUAGUCACCUAAGCAACUUUAGCUUAAUGAAGCAGUUUUGGUGUAUAGAACAUGCCCCUGCAGCCUCACUGCUCAAUCCUCUGCCAUUUAGGAGUUAAAUCCCUUUGUUUAUGAACCCUAGUCACACCUCCCUGCAUGUGACUUGCACAGCCUUCCAUAAACACUUCCUGUAAAGAGAGCCCUAUUUAGGCUUUCUUUAUUGCAAGUUCUGUUUAAUUAAGAUUUUCUUAUCCCCUGCUAUGUUAAUAGCUUGCUAGACCCUGCAAGAGCCUCCUGUAUGUGAUUAAAGUUCAAUUUAGAGAUUGAGAUACAAUUAUUUAAGGUAAAUUACAUCUGUCUGAAAGUGAAACCCAGUUUUUUUUUUUUCAUGCAGGCUCUGUCAAUCAUAGCCAGGGGAGGUGUGGCUAGGGCUGCAUAAACAGAAACAAAGUGAUUUAACUCCUAAAUGGCAGUGAAUUGAGCAGUGACAUUGCAGGGGAAUGAUCUAUACACUAAAACUGCUUUACUUAGUAAAGUAAUUUAGGUGACUGUAGUGUUCCUUUAAUGUCUCACGUGUGAAGUGACAGUUUCCCUUUAAUGGGAGGGAUCCUUCUUUUCCUCUGUGUAACCCUAUACAUUCUGUUCUAAGUUACAGAUAAAGUUCUAAAAACGAGUCUCUACAUCCUCUAAAGAACUGAUCUGUAAACCACUUAUUUUCGUAUUUAGAUUGACACGUGCAAUGUAUCAUUGCUGUAAACAGCUACAAAGCUCUGACAUAAAUAUAUUACAUCGCAAGGUGUUUAAUAAAAAUUGCCAAACUAUCAAAGAAUAACGAUCCCAUAAACCAACCUAGUCUGUGAUAACCACGUCAGAAGCAGUGAGUCCAUGGGACUGCGCGGUACAACAAAUUGCAGAAAAUGGGAGAGAAUCUAUUGCUGCUACCAGCCUACUAUAGCUCUUGGAUUUUGCAGUGUUGGCUGCUUCACAGCAGAGGCCGCUAGGAUGGGUGCCUAAGGCGCCCACGUAUAGCACAGAAGAAGGGGAUUGGUUUAUAACUGUGUCAAGGAUCAUGGAAUCCUUGGGCCAUACCAUCCAGCACCAUCUGAUCACUUACAUUGUUUCCUGAAGUCUCUGGAACUAACUGGAGGACUUUCCUACAUGUUAGAAUUCUAGGCUGGUAGCAGCAAUAGAUUCUCUCCCAUUUUCUGCAAUUUGUUGUACCGCGCAGUCCCAUGGACUCACUGCUUCUGACGUGGUUAUCACAGACUAGGUUGGUUUAUGGGAUCGUUAUUCUUUGAUAGUUUGGCAAUUUUUAUUAAACACCUUGCGAUGUAAUAUAUUUAUGUCAGAGCUUUGUAGCUGUUUACAGCAAUGAUACAUUGCACGUGUCAAUCUAAAUACGAAAAUAAGUGGUUUACAGAUCAGUUCUUUAGAGGAUGUAGAGACUCGUUUUUAGAACUUUAUCUGUAACUUAGAACAGAAUGUAUAGGGUUACACAGAGGAAAAGAAGGAUCCCUCCCAUUAAAGGGAAACUGUCACUUCACACGUGAGACAUUAAAGGAACACUACAGUCACCUAAAUUACUUUACUAAGUAAAGCAGUUUUAGUGUAUAGAUCAUUCCCCUGCAAUGUCACUGCUCAAUUCACUGCCAUUUAGGAGUUAAAUCACUUUGUUUCUGUUUAUGCAGCCCUAGCCACACCUCCCCUGGCUAUGAUUGACAGAGCCUGCAUGAAAAAAAAAAAACUGGGUUUCACUUUCAGACAGAUGUAAUUUACCUUAAAUAAUUGUAUCUCAAUCUCUAAAUUGAACUUUAAUCACAUACAGGAGGCUCUUGCAAGGUCUAGCAAGCUAUUAACAUAGCAGGGGAUAAGAAAAUCUUAUAAUGAAGUAACAAAUAUUCUCCGAAGUUUUUGUCCUAUAAUCUAACCUAAUGGUUCCCAAACCUUUUAGGUUCAAGGCACCCUUUAUAUUUCAAUAUUUUUCCAAGGUACCCCAAGUCAAAACAAAUUCUAGGUAGUAUGUAUGUACAGCGCUGCGGCAUAUACUGGCCCCCUGUUCAGCAGAAAUGUUUCCCGGUCAGGGGCGGAUCCAGAACCUAAUCUCGGGAAGGGCACUGAUAGAUUAUUUAAAGAAACAAUCUAGGCACAAUAACCACUACAGCAUUCUGGGCCUGCGGGGGUAGGAGGGCAGAUAAAUAUAUAUUUUAACUUUCUUUUUAUUUUUUAUUAAAAAAAUAAUUAUCAUAUCCCUCCCCCCCCUUCUUAUCUUUGCCUGGGAGGUUGGACAGUACAAGGCAAUCUAUUGUGGUCCGGUGGUGAAAGUGAUCUCUGACAGCUCCUGAGGCUAGAGUUCACUCUCACGAGAUUUGGAGCAUUGCCAUGGUAACCGUGGCAACGGUCUGAGCUUGCAAGAUGAGAACCCGGUGGAGCUGCAGGUUAGAGCUCCUUCAUAGAGCUUGUGGGUCUCUCCUCCAGGUCAGUCCCAUGAUACCCUGUAAUAGUGUAUGGGUCAUUCUCUGCAGGUUAGUCCCAUGAUAUCCUGUAACAGUGUGUGGGUAUAGGGCAUUCUCUCCAGGUCAGUCCCAUGAUACCCUGUAACAGUGUGUGGGUAUAGGGCAUUCUCUCCAGGUCAGUCCCAUGAUACCCUGUAACAGUGUGUGGGUAUAGGGCAUUCUCUCCAGGUCAGUCCCAUGAUGCCAUAUAACAGUGUGUGGGUAUAGGGCAUUCUCUCCAGGUCAGUUCCAUGAUGCCAUGUAACAGUGUGUGGGUAUAGGGCAUUCUCUCCAGGUCAGUUCCAUGAUGCCAUGUAACAGUGUGUGGGUAUAGGGCAUUCUCUCCAGGUCAGUCCCAUGAUGCCCUGUAACAGUGUGUGGGUAUAGGGCAUUCUCUCCAGGUCAGUUCCAUGAUGCCCUGUAACAGUGUGUGGUAUAGGGCAUUCUCUCCAGGUUAGUCCCAUAAUGCCCUGUAACAGUGUGUGGGUCAUUCUCUCACGGUCAGUCCCAUGAUACCCUGUAACAGUGUGUGGGUAUAGGGCAUUCUCUCCAGGUCAGUUCCAUGAUGCUCUGUAACAGUGUGUGGGUAUAGGGCAUUCUCUCUAGGUCAGUCCCAUGAUGCCAUGUAAUAGUGUGUGGGUAUAGGGCAUUCUCUCUAGGUCAGUCCCAUGAUGCCAUGUAAUAGUGUGUGGGUAUAGGGCAUUCUCUCCAGGUCAGUCCCAUGAUGCGCUGUAACAGUGUGUGGGUAUAGGGCAUUCUCUCCAGGUCAGUCUCAUGAUGCCCUGUAACAGUGUGUGGGUAUAGGGCAUUAUCUCCAGGUCAGUCCCAUGAUGCCCUGUAAUAGUGUGUGGGUAUAGGGCAUUCUCUCCAGGUCAGUCCCAUGAUGCCCUGUAACAGUGUGUGGGUAUAGGGCAUUCUCUCCAGGUCAGUCCCAUGAUGCCCUGUAACAGUGUGUGGGUAUAGGGCAUUCUCUCCAGGUCAGUCCCAUGAUGCCCUGUAACAGUGUGUGGGUAUAGGGCAUUCUCUCCAGGUCAGUCCCAUGAUGCCCUGUAACAGUGUGUGGGUAUAGGGCAUUCUCUCCAGGUCAGUCCCAUGAUGCCCUGUAACAGUGUGUGGGUAUAGGGCAUUCUCUCCAGAUCAGUCCCAUGAUGCCCUGUAACAGUGUGUGGAUAUAGGGCAUUCUCUCCAGGUCAGUCCCAUGAUGCCCUGUAACAGUGUGUGGGUAUAGGGCAUUCUCUCCAGGUCAGUCCCAUGAUGCCCUGUAACAGUGUGUGGGUAUAGGGCAUUCUCUCCAGGUCAGUUCCAUGAUGCCCUGUAACAGUGUGUGGUAUAGGGCAUUCUCUCCAGGUUAGUCCCAUAAUGCCCUGUAACAGUGUGUGGGUCAUUCUCUCACGGUCAGUCCCAUGAUGCCCUGUAACAGUGUGUGGGUAUAGGGCAUUCUCUCCAGGUCAGUUCCAUGAUGCUCUGUAACAGUGUGUGGGUAUAGGGCAUUCUCUCAGGUCAGUCCCAUGAUGCCAUGUAAUAGUGUGUGGGUAUAGGGCAUUCUCUCCAGGUCAGUCCCAUGAUGCCAUGUAAUAGUGUGUGGGUAUAGGGCAUUCUCUCCAGGUCAGUCCCAUGAUGCCUGUAACAGUGUGUGGGUAUAGGGCAUUCUCUCCAGGUCAGUCCAUGAUGCCCUGUAACAGUGUGUGGGUAUAGGGCAUUCUCUCCAGGUCAGUCCCAUGAUGCCCUGUAACAGUGUGUGGGUAUAGGGCAUUCUCUCCAGGUCAGUCCCAUGAUGCCCUGUAACAGUGUGUGGGUAUAGGGCAUUCUCUCCAGGUCAGUCCCAUGAUGCCUGUAACAGUGUGUGGGUAUAGGGCAUUCUCUCCAGGUCAGUUCCAUGAUGCCCUGUAACAGUGUGUGGGUAUAGGGCAUUCUCUCCAGGUCAGUCCCAUGAUGCCCUGUAACAGUGUGUGGGUAUAGGGCAUUCUCUCCAGGUCAGUCCCAUGAUGCCCUGUAACAGUGUGUGGGUAUAGGGCAUUCUCUCCAGGUCAGUUCCAUGAUGCCCUGUAACAGUGUGUGGGUAUAGGGCAUUCUCUCCAGGUCAGUCCCAUGAUGCCCUGUAACAGUGUGUGGGUAUAGGGCAUUCUCUCCAGGUCAGUCCCAUGAUGCCCUGUAACAGUGUGUGGGUAUAGGGCAUUCUCUCCAGGUCAGUUCCAUGAUGCCCUGUAACAGUGUGUGGGUAUAGGGCAUUCUCUCCAGGUCAGUCCCAUGAUGCCCUGUAACAGUGUGUGGGUAUAGGGCAUUCUCUCCAGGUCAGUCCCAUGAUGCCCUGUAACAGUGUGUGGGUAUAGGGCAUUCUCUCCAGGUCAGUUCCAUGAUGCCCUGUAACAGUGUGUGGGUAUAGGGCAUUUUCUCACGGUCAGACCCAUGAUGCCCUGUAACAGUGUGUGGGUAUAGGGCAUUCUCUCCAGGUCAGUCCCAUGAUGCCCUGUAACAGUGUGUGGGUAUGGAGCGGUCUCUCCUCCAGGUCAGUCACUUGAUAUCCUGUAUCUGCCUAUAAAAUACUCUUCAAUGCCUGUCCCGGCAUCUCUGUGAAAUAAUCUUUUUGUUGCUAAGGAAAUAAUAAAUUAGUUGGCGUGCUCUUUCUACUUCUGUGUUAUUGUCAGUUGAGGUGGGGUGGGUAGCCGGUUUGUCUCUGUUUGACUUGCCUUAAAGUCACCAUGUCACAAGGCAGCCACUUCCCUAUGUGCUGGUUUACACUGAGGGCAGCGAAAAUGUUUGUUUAAAGAAUGGAAUAAACUGAUUCUAGAUCUGCUGAUAGAUAAUGAGCCUUGUUAUAUUCCGAUGAAUAAUUAGUGGUGGUCAGUUUUGUAAUUAGAAAUAUUAUGAGGACUAUCUCCAAAUAAUGAAAAUGAGGCUGUUUCUGGAAAAGGUAGACGAGAUAUUCUAGAUGUGUGUUGGGGGGGAUUGUAGAAAUGUUGGGAGGGUAGUUCCAGAAUUGUUCAGGUAUUGACUCUAGAAGUGUUGGGAUGUUGGCAAGGUCUGAGUUUAUGUUUUGGGAUAGAAUUUACAACGAUACAUUAAUGUCUGAACACAGAGACACAUUUUUUGAGAAGUUGCAUAUUUUGCAGAGCUCUCACUAUUUGACCUCUUUCCUCAUAGCUAAUCGGAGCCUUUGUGCUGGCUGUUGGUAUCUACGCCGAGGUGGAAAGGCAGAAAUACAAGACUCUACAUGGCGCCUUCCUGGCUCCAGCCGUCAUACUCAUCCUCCUUGGGCUCAUCAUGUUUGCUGUAUCCUUUAUUGGUGUCCUGGCCUCGCUCCGAGAUAACCUGUGCCUGCUGCAUGUGGUAAGUACAUUGCUGUGGAGGGUAUAUGGAUUGGGGUUUCUAGGGAACAUGGACGAUAUUUUAGCAAUCUGUGUGGAAUGUUUGGUAGCGAAUUGUGGAAAGUCGAUGGACGGAAGGGAACCAGCCUUAGAAAAGACUAAAUAUUGUCUGAAAUGUCUUUUAAAAGCUUUCCCAUCAGAUUUGUAAUUAAGUCAGGUUUUACAUGUAUCCUAUGUUUUCCUACAUCUUGUCUUCUCGAGUCCUCUUGCUCUACCCUUUUCACGGUGUUGGACUCCCUUUUGUGUCUUUGCAGUUCAUGUAUACUUUGGGGGUCUGCCUUAUCCUGGAACUCACGGGAGGCAUCAUUGCCUUAAUCUUCAGAAAUCAGGUGAGGAAUCCGUACUGUGUAUUAGAGAGCUCCUUCUCAUAAAAUCUAUGAAGAUCAAUUGUCCUGGUCUCAGAGAAGACUCUGCCUAUCCUACAUGUAGACUGCAUUGCUAUCCUCAACCCAUCCACGGUCCGUACCAUUCUCAUUUCAUCUCUCUUCUUCCUGGCAGACGAUGGACCUCCUGAAUAAAAACAUUGUUAGGGGAAUUACUAAUUAUUACGAUGAUCUCGACUUCAAAAAUAUCAUGGACUUUGUACAGAAACAGGUGAGCACACACAUUUAUUAUUAUUAUUAUUACGGCCACACUGCAGUGCUACAAACAGAACACAUAGUAACUUAGUAAAAGUAUCUUUUGGGCCCUGGCUGGCACAUGGUUAUCUGGCUCAAACAGGUUUUACAGAGCCCUCUAUCCUGGAGACAAUGGGGGAAAGUAAUCCAAUUAUCCAGGGAUAGAGGCAGACUCCAUUGAGUAUAUGGUUGCAAAAAGACAUAAAACACUUUAAAAUACAUAAAGUCACCUUUUACACAUAACACACAGACAUUUCACAUAUCCCCAGAUAGCUGGGAUCUGAGUGCACAAAACUACCAAAUAGCGCUCAGAUCCUAUUCACACAGUUAAAUUGCCAUGGAGCCAAAGUCUUUAACUACACGAAUGGGCUCCUUGGCAUAGCUAUCUGGGUUAACACAUUCACAUAAAGUCUGGUCCAUAGUCCAAAGGCAAGAGGCGGGCAAGCAGCCCCCUCCAAGGACACGUGGCAAGGCCGGUUUCGCCACAUUUCUCCCCUUUACCAUCCAGACUAACAGGGUAUCUGACCUCCUGCCGGUCAGUGCCCUGGUUAGUCCAGCAACCCACCCACGAAGCACAAACAGCAAUACAGCCCACCCACAAUAACUGGUUACUACACCUGGAUAAAAUAGCAACUUGUCCAUGUCCAGGUGCCUCACCACAGCUGUGCGGGGGGCUGGUAGACUGCCUUGGUGGGUUGCUGAGUGGGCAGAGACCAGCGGUACUCUGCCCGGGUGCCAGCGCUACCACUGAAGUAGCCUGGUUGGAGCCUGGUUGUGGGAGGGGGAGACCAACUGUCUCCCCUCUGGAUACACUGCUCUGUGGCUGGGGGACAGGACCGACCGUCCCUACCCCUGGUGCUGCAAGUGCAGAGACUACGGUCCCAUCUGCAUAGUUGUGGGGCUUAACAUCUCCCCUUGGUGGGUUAGGCUGCCGCUGGAGAGAGGGUGUAACAAGCUCCUCUCUCUGAACUGUAGACUGCCGCUGGGGAGAGGGGGUAACCUGCUCCUCUCCCUGACACUCUCUUUGCUGGUGGAGAGGGGGACCAACUGUCUCCCCUUUCAAUAUUUUGUCCUGCGGCUGGGGUGCGAGACAGACGGUCUCUGCUUCCUGGGGUACACACUGCCGCUGGGGAGGAAGGACGGCACCUUCAGCUCCCUGGGGUACACACUGCCGCUGGGGAGGAAGGACGACACCUUUGGCUCCCUGGGAUACACACUGCCGCUGGGGAGGAAGGACGGCACCUUCUGCUCCCUGGGGUACACACUGCCUCUGGGGAGGAAGGACGACACCUUCUGCUCCCUGGGGUACACACUGCCGCUGGGGAGGAAGGACGACACCUUCAGCUCCCUGGGAUACACCCUGCUGCUGGGGAGGAAGGACGGCACCUUCAGCUCCCUGGGACACACACUGUCGCUGGGGAGGAAGGACGACACCUUUGGCUCCCUGGGACUCACACUGCCGCUGGGGAGGAAGGACAACACCUUCUGCUCCCUGGGGUACACACUGCUGCUGGGGAGGAAGGACGACACCUUUGGCUCCCUGGGAUACACCCUGCCGCUGGGGAGGAAGGACGGCACCUUCAGCUCCCUGGGACACACACUGUCGCUGGAGAGGAAGGACAACACUUUCUGCUCCCUGGGGUACACACUGCCGCUGGGGAGGAAGGACGACACCUUUGGCUCCCUGGGACUCCUUUUUGGCCAAAUCUACUAGAGAUUGCAGGUAUUCUCCUACUAGUUUCCUGGCGAGCUGCACAGCUCUCUCUGGGGGGUUGGGUACAAAGUUAGACAGCACCUCAUUAACCUCUCUGUCAAACUCCUCCUGUAGUCAUACGCCAUGCUUGCUCUGCUGAAGUUAGUUCUUUUGUAGAUAGGGUCGUUGUACGGAUACUAGCGUUGCCUUCACUUUGUAACUCCAAACGAACUGUGUCUCUGAGCUGCUUUACCUCGCACUAGGACGCCAUCCCACCGCUUGCCACCAAUGUAACGGAUCACCUGGCACCCCGACUGGGUACCUCCGUCAAAGGAUGCUCCUAGCGUUUCCUGAGGACUCCAAGCACUCUGGCAGACACCACAAUCACCCAACCGGAGAAGCGUAUACCUUCUCUCAAGCAUAUGAAUGCUGUAGACAGUUGAAUAGGAACCAUACGAAUAGGUUUACUCUCCUAGCAGUCAAACUGGAACAGCAUACAAUGAAUCCUUCCCCCAAUAAUGAGACGACACUUCACUUUGAGGGUUAAAACAUGAACUCUUGUGCUGGCACACCCAGCCUGGUUUUUAUAACAGCCUUUCACAUACAGGACCGCCCACAGGGAGGUAUAAAACAACCAAUCACAUAUCAGUUACAUCCCACAUAUUCCCUCCCCUUAUCCUGAGAGGAAACUCAAUUACACAUACAGUUAAAACAUACUUUCUACCCAACUUUCAUAACUCUAAAACCAUACAUCACAUUCACAUAAAAUUACAUAUUCACAAUCAAUCCAUUCAGGGGAACAACAUAUUAAAAAAUGGCAUGAAUCCGACCAGGGGUUCAAAAGUUAGUAAAAGUAUAUUUUGGGCCCUGGCUGGCACAUGGAUAUCUGGCUCAAACAGGUUUUACAGAGCCCUCUAUCCUGGAGACAAUGGGGGAAAGUAAUCCAAUUAUCCAGGGAUAGAGACAGACUCCAUUGAGUACAUGGUUGCAAAAAGACAUAAAACACUUUAAAAUACAUAAAGUCACCUUUUACACAUAACACACAGACAUUUCACAUAUCCCCAGAUAGCUGGGAUCUGAGCGCACAAAACUACCGAAUAGCGCUCAGAUCCUAUUCACACAGUUCAAUUGCCAUGGAGCCAAAGUCUUUAACUACACGAAUGGGCUCCAUGGCAUAGCUAUCUGGGUUGACACAUUCACAUAAAGUCUGGUCCAUAGUCCAAAGGCAAGAGGCGGGCAAGCAGCCCCCUCCAAGGAUAUGUGGCAAGGCCAGUUUCGCCACACCUCUCUAAUAUGGGGAUCCCAGGACCCCAAACAAAGAGUGUCACUUUAUCGCUUUAUUGUUGCUUGCAGGAAGGUAUUUUACUUUUUUUGAUUAAUAUAUUUCUAUUGAAUAUUUUAUGCAAAUCAAUACAAAAGGGAACAGAAACAAGGGAAAACAAGUAAAGGGCAGGUUGUGUAUCCACAUGAAUAAUUAUACGUAUCUUUAAUAAUGUAUUCAGUGGAUUUUUAACCCAUACAUUCAUUUUCGCUCUUGGCUUUUGUCUUUUCUCGCUGCGUUAUACGGUGAGCGCCAUUUUCCUCUCUGCGCUGGGUUUUUCUUAACCUGCUGUUUAUUUCCAGUUUAAGUGCUGUGGUGGCCAGGAUUACAUGGACUGGGAAAAGAACCAGUAUCACUUCUGCUCGGCCCCGGGGCCCCUCGCCUGUGGCGUUCCGUACACCUGCUGCAUAAGUAAUAAGGUGAGGUCCUCCCUCCUUGGACAGGGAAUGGUGGGAUAUUUGAGACAGGAGAGAGGCCAUUUUACUAGAGAUGCAAUGUGGAACCUAAUACAGUUUGAGGGAAUCCUAUGCUCCAGACUCUGAAUAAUAAUCAUAAUUCUGAAAUUAAACCCGCCCAAUCUUCUCAUUAAUGAUGUCGGUAAUAAGUCCGCCCUGGCCACUCUGAGAAUAACAAGAUGUGUUUAAUAAUAAUAUCUGUUAUAAGCCCUGUGGCGGAUCGCCUGGCACCACGACUGGGUGCCUCUGCCAAGUGCUGCUUCCUAGUACCUCCGAGUACUCCUACGCACUCCCCCAGACACCAUAACAACCCUGGACUCAAGACCAGGAUCCAGCUUUCAGUGGGUAGACCUCUCCUAGUCCAGAGAGUAAAGCAGGCUGCUCUUACAAGCGCUAGUGAUUAUAAUCCAAGGGAGCAUAAUGAGUAUAGCAAUCCCCAGAGGGAAUAUAGCUGAUUCACAACCCCUGAUAGCCCCGAUCUGGGGGACCAACAUAUCCAAAAAUCACCCAGAUCAGUUCAGGGGUUCGGGAUUUCCAUGGAAGUCAUAAUUUUGACCAACUGUGCACAUGGUCCUAUGCCCAAAACAGUUCCAGGGAAUUAGGACUAGCGGUCAAUCUCUCCUUAUGGAGUACAAAAGUACAUAAAUCAUAUAUGUUUUUAAAGGGCCGAUAGUCUUUUGGCAAGAGGUUACCUUCGCCACAGGCCUGUCCCAGCCUCUUUGAGAAUAACGAGAUGUGUUUAAUAAUAAUGGCGGUAAUAAACCUGUUCCGGCCUCUCUGAGAAUAACAAGAUGUAUUUAUUAAUGAUCACUGGUGCCAGAGUGAUGUGUGUGAAAUGCUCUGUAUUUUGCUAUUUUGCAGAGCGAUGUGAUGAACACAAUGUGCGGUUAUAAAGCCAUGUCACAGGAUGUAAGUAAUGCUCAGUUCUUGCUGGCUGCUCUCUUAUCUACCUUUUUAAUUUCUGACUUGUAUAUCCCUUUACUAGCGCUCUCUCUCUUUUGCACUCUCUGUCCCCUCCGACAAAACUACUGUUUUCUCUAUUACUCUAACCAUCCUGGUGCUUUCUUUCUGAUUGUGCCUCUCUCAGGCGAGCGCUCUGACCUCGCCGCUCUCUGGCGAGCGCUCUGACCUCGCCGCUCUCUGGCGAGCGCUCUGACCUCGCCGCUCUCUGGCGAGCGCUCUGACCUCGCCGCUCUCUGGCGCGCGCUCUGACCUCGCCGCUCUCUGGCCUCGCCGCUCUCUGACGCGCGCUCUGGCCUCGCCGCUCUCUGGCGCGCGCUCUGGCCUCGCCGCUCUCUGGCGCGCGCUCUGGCCUCGCCGCUCUCUGGCGCGCGCUCUGACCUCGCCGCUCUCUGGCGCGCGCUCUGACCUCGCCGCUCUCUGGCGCGCGCUCUGACCUCGCCGCUCUCUGGCGCGCGCUCUGACCUCGCCGCUCUCUGGCGCGCGCUCUGACCUCGCCGCUCUCUGGCGCGCGCUCUGACCUCGCCGCUCUCUGGCGCGCGCUCUGACCUCGCCGCUCUCUCUGGCGCGCGCUCUGACCUCGCCGCUCUCUCUGGCGCGCGCUCUGACCUCGCCGCUCUGUCCGCGCACGCAAGCUGUCCCCGCCGUGUGCCGGCCCCGCCCUCAAAAUCCGUUGACUCCCAGAACUAUGUGUCGCCUGGUUGCUGGGGGGAAAAUGUCUUGGAUUAUUAUACUGCUUAUUUUGGUUACGAGGAAGGAAUAGCGGAGAUACCUAUGCUAGGUAUUGGAGCUCCGCUACAGCUCUGACCUCGCCGCGCUCUUUGUCUCUCUCGCUGACCUUGCCGCGCUCUCUCUUGAUAGCAUUUCAGGGUCAUCUUAUAAUUUGCAAAAUAAAACUUCGCUUUUAUUGCACCUUUAAAAAAAAAAAAAAAAAAAAGUCAACGUUUCAGUGGAAAACUUAAAUCCGGACUAAGCAUUAUAUCUGUGUAUGCAGCCAUCACGCUGCACUCUCUCUCUGACCACCCUGCACUCUCUCUCUCUCUCUCUGACCACUCCACAUCACCUCUCUCUGACCACGCUGCACUCUCUCUCUCUCUGACCACCCUGCACUCUCUCUCUCUGACCACCCUGCACUCUCUCUGACCACGCUGCACUCUCUCUGACCACGCUGCACUCUCUCUGACCACGCUGCACUCUCUCUGACCACUCCACAUCACCUCUCUCUGACCACCCUGCACUCUCUCUCUCUCUGACCACCCUGCACUCUCUCUCUCUGACCACGCUGCUCUCUCUCUCUCUGACCACGCUGCACACUCUCUCUCUGACCACCCUGCACUCUCUCUCUCUCUCACCACCCUGCACUCUCUCUCUCUGACCACCCUGCACUCUCUCUCUCUGACCACCCUGCACUCUCUCUCUCUGACCACCCUGCACUCUCUUUCUCUGACCACCCUGCACUUCUCUCUCUUGACCAGCUGCACUCUCUCUCUCUCUGACCCACGCUGCACUCUCUCUCUCUCUCUCUCUCACCACCCUCCACUCUCUCUCUCUCUCUCUCUGACCACCCUGCACUCGCUCUCUCUGACCACCCUGCACUCGCUCUCUCUCUCUGACCACCCUGCACACUCUCUCUCUCUCUCUGACCAUGCUGCACUCUCUCUCUGACCACGCUGCACUCUCUCUCUCUGACCACGCUGCACUCUCUCUCUCUGACCACGCUACACUCUCUCUGACCACCCUGCACUCUCUCUCUGACCACUCCACAUCACCUCUCUCUGACCACCCUGCACUCUCUCUCUCUCUGACCACCCUGCACACUCUCUCUCUGACCACGCUGCACUCUCUCUCUGACCACCCUGCACUCUCUCUCUCUGACCACCCCACAUCACCUCUCUCUGACCACCCUGCACUCUCUCUCUCUCUCUGACCACGCUGCACUCUCUCUUUCUCUCUCUGACCAUGCUGCACUCUCUGAUGACGCUGCACUCUCUCUCUCUCUGACCACGCUGCACUCUCUCUCUCUCUGACCACGCUGCACUCUCUCUCUCUCUGACCACGCUGCACUCUCUCUCUCUCUGACCACGCUGCACUCUCUCUCUCUCUGACCACGCUGCACACUCUCUCUCUCUCUCUCUCUGACCACGCUGCACUCUCUCUCUCUCUCUCUCUCUGACCACCCUGCACUCUCUCUCUCUGAGCACCCUGCACUCUCAUUUUCUCUCUGACCUCGCUGCACUCUGCCUGAUAUCCCCAUGUCUGUAUGUUUCAGCGGCAUUCUGCGCAGAGAACAAUCUAUGUUAGAGGCUGCACCAAUGCAGUGAUUCUCUGGUUCCUGGAUAAUUAUACCAUCAUGGCUGGGGUGCUGCUAGGGAUCCUCCUUCCGCAGGUGGGUUUAGAGGUGUUUUAUUUUACAAGUUCUCUCAAAUAAGCAAAGACUGCUGUCUGGGCUGAGCAUAUUUCAAUGUCCAGUUAUACUGCGCACUCUGCCCAUGCUGUUCUUUUAAUACUAUUCUGUCUUUAGGUCCUUAAUUUCUCUUUUUUAUGGUUCCUAGUUCCUUGGAGUCCUCCUCUCCCUCCUUUAUGUGACACGAGUACAGGAUAUCAUCAGCGAAUGGAACAAUUCUGCAAAUGUCCUCCUAACCGGAGAGGAUUCCAAGCCGGAACUUGAGUUUUCCACUGUAGGAUGUUGCCGGUGCUACCCGGGCGAGGAAUCUGCCGCCUGAGGACCUCUAACUCCUCACAGCUCACUCUCAACUGUGGCCUUUAAUAACACAACUGCACUAACAAACAACUAAGAUUAACCCUGGGGCUGGUCAGGGACACAACCACCUUCGCAGGUGUUACGGAUGUAGUGAUGAUGUGCGGACUGCUUGUUGUGGUGUAGAUCGUUUUUAUCUCUGUACACUGUAACAACAUAUGACAAUUUGGGAAUUCUGUGGUGUCCACACACUCCGCUGUCAGUGCUGACCAACACUGUGACAGCCUUUACUGAGGGUUCCAGGGAAUUUUGUUAUAUUAAUCUAAAAGAAUGCAUCUCAAGUGUAAAGUAAAAAUGAAGGUCUUUCAUUAGUCCGUUCUGUGCGUCGGAUGCACUGAUAAACUAAAUGACUUGCCUCAUCCGCUACGCAAGUAACGUCCUUCAGGAACAAAAAAAAAGCCUUUAAAAGAAACUUGACCGAGAAAACCGUGAAUAUCAAGAGUCUAAAUGAUACAGAAAAAGAAAUCCCUGAAUGUCAGUAACAGAGAUGGGGACAACGGGUUUUAUAUUGCCCUCUCUCUGUGACUUUCAUUCAUUAUAUUAUCCUCUUUUGGUUAUUUCCAUAUGGUGGGUGAUGGACGCUUAAGGCUGCCAUGUCCUGGGUUCCCAUUCUAAGAAAUGAGACCUUUGGCGAACGCCCUGUGACUGUCAGGGGACAUUGAAUACUUGAAACCAAACCUGGAAUCUCGGAACCAACGCCACUCAGAGCGUCUUAUCUUCUGGUUCCUCGUACAGAUGUUGAGUCUUGGGGCAGAGUGAUUUACUAAGCCGUGAAAUGUUCACAUUUCUGUAUUAUUCUGUCAAGCUUAAUUUCUAAGAUGCACAACAUGUUCCUGGGAAUAUCUUGAGUUACUGUAGGUGUGAGCGCAUUCACAAGCAGUUGGUCUUUCAGGGUGUCCACUUUGUAAUGAUUUAGGCUGUUAUUCGGUGGCAGGAGAGGUUCUAUUUUUAAGAUGAGUGAAGAAUGUGCCAUAGGAUGCUGGCUGUGUUUGACAAAGAUGGUUUUACUGUUUACAUUCACUUCGAGUGCAGCAAUUGCUUGAGUGUGGACUCGGACAUGGUGUUCCCAGAAGCCUUACUACGUGUCCCAUCUCUCCUUUCACAUGUUAAAUGUUUACAUGGGACGGAUGUGUCUCAGAGAGAGAAUUAGUGUUUCUAAUCAAAAUAAUAUUCGGACUCAGGUGUAAAGUGCCAAUAGCCCUUAUAAUCCAAGAGGGGGACAUCUCAUUCUAAUUAAAACCCCAAUACAUACCUGCUUCCUGUCUGUGAAUAACUUUUAACAUUGUACGCUAUACAGUGUAUUCAUCUCUACCCGUCUUUAAAUACCCUUUAUCUAACAUUGUACGCUAUACAGUGUAUUCAUCUCUACCCAUCUUUACCCUUUAUCUAACAUUGUACGCUAUACAGUGUAUUCAUCUCUACCCAUCUUUACCCUUUAUCUAAGAUUGUACGCUAUACAGUGUAUUCAUCUCUACCCAUCUUUACCCUUUAUCUAACAUUGUACGCUAUACAGUGUAUUCAUCUCUACCACAUUGACCUCAGUUUAGUUCUUUUGGAUUGUUUUUUACAUGGUCAUAAUCUGUUCAUAAAACUUUUCUAAUUAUUUAUCUACAAAAGUCACCAUUAAAGUCUAAGAGAAUAGGCCGUGAUCAUUUGAAAAGGUUGUCCAAAAUAAUGAAAUACACAGUAUAUCACACAAUGACAUCAAUGUAAUUCUUCAAAUAAUUACAUGUAAUAUUCUGCUCCAGAUUGUGGUGAUUUGCAGUUUGGUAACUGUUGUUAGCUUUCCAUGCCAGUAAUGGCUGCACGGAUGUGUGAUGAGCCUACGCUUUCUUAAUAGAACAUUUCUGGGAUUCUGUUAACUUGCACUGCCAUGAUUAAUUUGAAUGAGAGUACGCGCAGACAGUCUGCCAGUCACAGUGUGUUUUUAGUUAAAACUGACCCCUGCACGCAUGGAAUGCUACUCUGGUUUCAUUUAGGGGCACCAGGAUUCGCAGAGCAGCCUCAGCCACUCUGUCGAUUGUAUGCAACUUUAGCAAAUAUUAAGGAUUAUACUUGCAGGUCAAUUUUGGAACAAUUUUGAAAAGUUUUAAUUAGUAAUCCUGGGGCGAAGAUUUAAAAGUGGUGCAGAAGGAACAUGGUGAUGGCACCGUUUAUAGCACUUAUAUUUAGAACCUCUCUCUGUUCAUGUGUGCAAUAUAAAUCUGAAUUAUAUAUUACAGUGAGUACACUGAUCUGGAUUAUAUAUUGCAGUGGGUACUCUAUUAAUCGGGAUUAUAUAUUGAGGGGAAACACUAUUAAAAUGGAUUAUAUAUUACAGGGGAAACACUAUUAAAAUGGAUUAUAUAUUACGGGGGAACACUAUUCAUUUGGAGGUAUGCAUUACAGGCAGGUCAAGUGAUAUAUACAAGAUUAAUCUAUAUAAUAUAUUGCAGCGUGUACAAUAAUAAUCUGGAGUGUAAUAUUAAUUUAGACUCUACGUUGGCAGUGUAUAAUUAAUGGUAUUAAUCUGGAUUAUAUAUCGCAGCCAGAUAAAAUAGGAUGUUAAUAUUAUAUCUGGAUGAUAUAUGGUGUGAUGUUAAUGACAGAAGUGAAUCUUUGCAGGGUCCUCGCAGAAUAUUUUCCCGUUUUCUUGCACUGACCCACCCUGAUACUGGCCAGUAUUCAUAGUGACUGGGAAGUAUCACAGAGUGUGCAAACAAUGCUGAAUAAAACAAGGCUUUUAUGGAAAGUAGUCAAACCGUAUUAUAGUUCCACCAGAAUUAUUCAGCCUUUGGGUUCUGUGUGGGUGCUGUGUGCUGUGAUUUUGAGUGCAGUGUGUAUCACAGCCUGACUGUUCUGUGGGGGCGCUAUGAUCCUGCGUGCAGCGUGUAUCACAGCCUGACUGUUUUGUUGGGGUUCUGUGAUACUGGGUGCAGCCUGACUGUUCUGUUGGGGUGCUAUGAGCCUGGGUGCAGCGUGUAUCACAGCCUGACUAUUCUGUGGGGGCGCUGUGAUCCUGGGUGCAGUGUGUUUUACAGCAUGCCUAGAAGUUCUGUUGGGGUGCUGUGAUCCUGGGUGCAGUGUGUAUCACAGCCCGACUGUUCUGUUGGGGUGCUGUGAUCCUGGGUGCAGCAUGUAUCACAGCCUGACUGUUCUGUUGGGGUGCUGUGAUCCUGGGUGCAGCGUGUAUCACAGCCUGACUGUUCUGUGGGGGCGCUAUGAUCCUGGGUGCAGCGUGUAUCACAGCCUGACUGUUCUGUGGGGGUGCUGUGAUCCUGGGUGCAGUGUGUAUCACAGCCUGACUGUUCUGUGGGGGCGCUAUGAUCCUGGGUGCAGCGUGUAUCACAGCCUGACUGUUCUGUUGGGGUGCUGUGAUCCUGGGUGCAGCGUGUAUCACAGCCCGACUGUUCUGUUGGGGUGCUGUGAUCCUGGGUGCAGUGUGUAUCACAGCCUGACUGUUCUGUGGGGGCGCUGUGAUCCUGGGUGCAGCGUGUAUCACAGCCUGACUGUUCUGUUGGGGUGCUGUGAUCCUGGGUGCAGCGUGUAUCACAGCCCGACUGUUCUGUUGGGGUGCUGUGAUCCUGGGUGCAGUGUGUAUCACAGCCUGACUGUUCUGUGGGGGCGCUAUGAUCCUGGGUGCAGUGUGUUUUACAGCCUGACUGUUCUGUUGGGGUGCAGUGUGUAUCACAGCCUGACUGUUCUGUUGGGGUGCUGUGAUCCUGGGUGCAGUGUGUAUCACAGCCUGACUGUUCUGUUGGGGUGCUAUGAUCCUGGGUGCAGCGUGUAUCACAGCCCGACUGUUCUGUUGGGGUGCUGUGAUCCUGGGUGCAGUGUGUAUCACAGCCGUUCACCAUUAACCUGGAUCAAUCACUGGUAUUCUUGUGAUCUGUAGUACUGACUGACUCGGCCGAUGAACGGCUCAGCCUAGUUUUAUUCAGAUCUAAAUACGCUCUAUAUAAAUAUUUUUCUAGAUUUGCUGAAACUGAGUGCUCUGACUUAUUUCUUUAUACAGUACUGACUGAUCUGAUUUCAAUGUAUUUUUAUGAACUAAUAAAUUUAUAAACCAUUUGGUCUCCCUUUUGCUACCUUGUAGAAAAUGCUUUAAAAUAAGGUUUUUAACCCUUUAAUGUAGCUGCCCGGGCUGGUUACGAUGAUCGUAUUUAAUAACAUGAUCUAAUAAGUGAUGGGUUGUCUUCACAGUAAAUUCUGCUUGUUUUAUGGGG